Molecule: messenger RNA, 513 nt
Organism: Trypanosoma theileri
Lineage: Eukaryota; Euglenozoa; Kinetoplastea; Trypanosomatida; Trypanosomatidae
Exons: 1
Coding region: 1-513 (170 amino acids)
Cellular component (GO): cytoplasm
Source: RefSeq, a predicted model, not a curated record
AUGAAAGGUUCCUCAUUCCUCUCGCAGGUGCGGCCCGGCUGUUUCCGUGUUGUUGUGCACGCCAAGCCGGGGGCCCGCAGCUCCGCCCUCUCGUGCCGCCCAACGCUGGCGGAUGCGGCGCUCGAAGUGCGGGUGGCGGCACCGCCGGUGGAGGGAAAAGCGAACGCGGAGCUUGUGGAGUUCAUGCAGUCUUUGCUCGAGCAGCAAUUGCGGUUCCACACACGGGUGGGAUUGGCGAGUUCCGCCGAUGCCGGUGUGGUGGACAACGACACCGUCUGGCGUGAGGGUGGGAAUGUGGAGAAGAAUAAGAAUAAGAAGAAUAAUAAUAAUAAUAAUAAUAAUGUGAAGAAUAAGAAGAAGAGUGAAGAGGAAUGUGUGGGGUCUACAGAGAAAUUGCGGGUCUCAUUAGUGAGUGGUGCUACGGCUAGACAUAAGGUGCUUGAAGUGACCUUUGGUGGGACGCAGGAGGAGUUGUUUAGUUUGUUGGAAUCGGCAGAUACUACAGCGAAGUGA